AAAAUAAUAAACUCGAUGAAAAUUCCAGUUUUUAUUACAGCCAUUGUAUUUGGAUGUAUCCACAGCUAUUACAUAUAUACGUUAUUUGAAAAUGAUCGGCAUUUUUCUCAUUUAUCAAAUCUGGAAAGAGAAUUGUCAUUUAGAAGUGAAAUGGGUCUUUAUUAUUCUUAUUACAAACAAUUGGUACAUGCACCUUCAUAUAAUGUUGGUCUCAAACUACUUUUAAAUGAUAAAUUAACUGAAUAUCCGAACAAAAUUAAUAUUAUCAAAAAAUUUAAUAUAUAUCCAGAAGUUAUUUCGGCUUUGCUAUAUCGAAUAUUCAAUCAUACCAUCAACAAUUAUUUUAAUACCAACCUUAUAGAGUGCUGGGCUAUAUCUCGCGGCCAACACGCAUCGGUGGAAAGUUGCGUGGGUUUUGGUGAGCCCAUCUAUUUUUACGUUUAUACCGUAUGCGGGAUGGUUGCCAUAACUACAUUUUCCUUAUUCUUAUGCGGAUAUUUACUCAGCGAUUCUUUCAUUGGUAGCAUAAUGGUCGUGUGCGCCUUUUUUUACAAUCAUUCCGAAGCAACAAGGGUUAUGUGGACCAUACCUCUAAGGGAAAGCUUUGGGUAUCCUUUGUUUAUCUUGCAGAGUUUACUCGUCACCCAAGUUUUAAAAACUAGAGAUAAAGCUAUUUCCAAGCGGAAGCCAUUAUUUCUGAUGACAACUCUUUCGACUUUCGCUUUUCUCCUCACAUGGCAAUUUGGUCCUUUUAUCCUUUUUACACAAGUAUCCAGUCUAUUCGCGCUGAACAUCGUAUGCGCUAACAAAUAUCGUAACUUGAACUCGACUUUAUAUGGGCUAGUGGUUGUUCAUUUCGCUUCUUUGUUACUCGCCUGGAUCUUCUUAUUUUUCAAUAACGCAAUAAUUACAUCCUUAUACCUUUGUGCCAUUAUCUCAAUGUUGAUAUGCCUAUUUUGCCAAAAUUGUUUUACUGACCACAAGGAAAGUAGUCUACCAGGUGCAAAACAUAUUCCUCAAUCAUUGGUGCAAAUGAUCGGCCGCAUGAUUAUUUUCGGUUUGGUCUAUUGUGCGAUAGUUAUUAUCAUCAAAUACUCACUAAACUUUACAUUCAGAUACAAAGACGACAGUCAUGUAUACGAAAUUUUGAAAGGGAAAUUUUCGAAUUAUAAAAAUUUUCACACCAUGCUCUAUACUUGCAGCGCAGAAUUUGAUUUCCUCUCAAAACAAACCUAUAUCAAUCUUACUCGAACCGCUUUGUUACCCGCAAGCUUAGUUGCUGCAUUUCUAAGUUUGAUACAAUGCUUUACUGUUAGCAGUUACAAUAAAGGUGACGAAUCAUCAACUCCCAAACAAACAUCUAAUAAAAACUUAAAAAGCAAAUUAGAGCAACUUCUUAUUGCGCAAGCAGAUCUUCAUUUUUAUCCAGAGGUUUAUUUUACAAGUUUCCAGGCCAUCAUAUUUCUUUGCUUGGCUUCCAUUAUCAUGAGAUUAAAACUAUUGGCCACCCCACAUCUAUGUCUCCUAUCAUCCGUUUUAGCUAAUCAUCAAUUACUAAUAGAUUUAUUACCGAAAAAAAUCAAACGCUCAAUGUUGACCAAGUUCUUCAUAAAGUCUGCCGCGAUCGCUUUGUUAGCUAUCAUGAGUUUGGAAGGGAUCAAAAAUAUUCAUAAGGAGCAGUCUCAUUUGGGCGAAUACAUUAAUCUUCCACAAGAGGAAAUGAUUAACUGGAUCGUUAGAAAUACUGCUGAAGACAAAGCCUUCGCGGGACCAAUGUCUGUUAUGGCUAAUAUCAAAUUAUCCGCUGAUCGACCUAUAAUUAAUAACCCUUUUUACGAAGAUACUAAUAUGAGGAAAAUUACCAAAGGAAUUUACACGUUGUAUAGUCGUAAACCUUUGAAAGUGGUACAUGCUCUACUACAAAAUAUGUCGGCGUACUAUGCUGUGGUAGAAGAUAAUUGGUGCUUCUAUCAGAGUAGUGACGAAUGCACCCUGCCUUCUAUAUGGGACCUAGAGGAUGUGAAAAAUAGACGCCGGGAACCAGCCUGCAUUCUUUUACGGACAAAGAAUCACGAUAGUAAAUACUUUGAAACUGUCUUUGAAAAUCGAGAGUGUACUAUAGUGAGAGUUAAGCGCUUGAAGAAACUACCGAAUAUUACGUAAAGAGUAGCCAAUCAAAACUGUGUUCAUUAUAGAUUUCAGUGAUAAUAAAUUCAAGUCAAAAUUAUUAAUAUGCAAUUAUAUUUAGGGACAGAUUAUCUGAAUAUUCUUAAAAACAUUUAAUAUAUUCACGACUGAUUAUUAUUCAUAUUCGAUAAUAUAUUUCUAAUAUUUGUAUUUAUAUAUCUAUUUUUACCAAAUUUUUAAUAUUUAUAAAAAAUUUAAAAGAUUUAAUUAACAUAGAUUUUUUAUAUAUUUAUUAUAAA
Gordionus sp. m RMFG-2023 is the source of this 2426-nucleotide messenger RNA. Its product is annotated as protein C-mannosyl-transferase DPY19L1-like. Gene Ontology annotation, cellular component: nuclear inner membrane. Lineage: Eukaryota; Metazoa; Nematomorpha; Gordioida; Chordodea; Parachordodidae. Gene Ontology annotation, molecular function: mannosyltransferase activity. The record is from RefSeq and is a predicted model, not a curated record. The transcript is spliced from 22 exons. The coding region runs from base 16 to 2163 and encodes 715 amino acids.